AGCAACUUGUGCGGCUGCUAGCUCGCUAGCAUUAGCUUAGCGAUGCUUCACACAGCAAAGACAUGCUGAGACAACCAUGCUACUUCCAGCAGGGCACUAGCUUAGCGUCUUGACGUGGAACGUUUUUAACGCGGACACUCGGCGACGUCUCCGCGGUGUUGUCGGCACAGUCCUGCUUACCGACGGGGAAAAGAAAAGGUGGCCAUCCAUCGGCAAGGAGACGGUUCCUCGUUUAAAUGUGACUGUAGCCGUUGCCACAAUACGCUACUCCCAGCUGAUUCCAAAACAGGACCUCAUUGACCUUUUGGAAAGAACGCACUUCCUGUUGUGCAAGAUGACAGAAGAGGUGAUUGUCAUCGCCAAGUUUGACUACAUGGCCCAGCAGGACCAGGAACUGGACAUCAAGAAAAAUGAGCGCCUGUGGCUCCUGGAUGACUCCAAGUCCUGGUGGAGGGUUCGAAAUGCCACCAACAAAACGGGCUUUGUGCCGUCCAACUAUGUGGAGAGGAAGAACAGCGCCCGGAAAGCUUCCAUCGUCAAGAACCUCAAGGACACGCUAGGAAUCGGGAAGGUGAAGAGCAGGAAGGGAGGAAUGAGGGACACGGCCUCCAACGCCGACGCCGACAUGUACGCCGACAACGGCGAGCGCCUGUACGACCUGAACCUGCCCGCCCUGGUCAAGUUCAGCUACACGGCGGAGCGCGAGGACGAGCUGUCGCUGGUGAAGGGCACGCGGGUGGUGGUGAUGGAGAAGUGCAGCGACGGCUGGUGGCGCGGCAGCUACAACGGACGCUCCGGCUGGUUCCCGUCCAACUACGUGACGGAGGACGUGGACGGGACGGCGGGGGGCGGCGGCCCGGGCGGCCCCGGGGACCCGUCGGGAUCGCUCACGGAGAAGCUGGCGGCGGUGGUGAACAGCACGGCCAACGGCAGCAGGGUGCUGCACACGGUGCAGGCGCUCUACCCCUUCAGCUCGGACAACGACGAGGAGCUGAACUUCGAGAAGGGCGAGGUGAUGGAGGUGGUGGAGAAGCCGGAGAACGACCCCGAGUGGUGGAAGUGUCGCAAAGCGGACGGCCAGCUCGGCCUGGUGCCCAAGAACUACGUGACGGUGCUGGACUCCGCCGCCCACAAAAGCACGGCGGGGCCGCCCACGCCCGACUGCGACUACAUCUCGCCUUCGGGCAGCGGCCGCUUUGCGGGGAAGGAGUGGUACUACGGCAAGGUGACGCGCCACCAGGCCGAGGUGGCGCUCAACCAGCGCGGCGCCGAGGGAGACUUCCUCAUUCGAGACAGCGAGUCGUCGCCCAACGACUUCUCCAUCUCGCUGAAGGCGCAGAGCAAGAACAAGCAUUUCAAGGUGCAGCUGAAGGAGAACCUUUACUGCAUCGGACAGCGCAAGUUCAACUCCAUGGAGGAGCUUGUGGAACACUACAAAAAGGCGCCCAUCUUCACCAGCGAGCAGGGCGACAAACUCUACCUGAUCAAGGCCCUGUCCGCAUCCUGAUCCCGCCCUCUUCCCCCCCACUCCCCCUCCCUCCCACACACACACACACACUAACAUUGGAGCAUCAAGCCUGAAGACGCCACAAUCAUCAGGACCUCUUGACGUCUGAUGGGGCAUUCCAAACACAAACGGAGGAAGAACGUGGCGGGAGUUUUGGGAGACGAGCGCAGACUCCUGAGCGGACGAUGGACCCCUUGGCCACUUAUUUAUGACGUGAUCCAGAUGUUCUCUUCAUGUACUUCCUCCUCCGCCGGCUCAUCACAAGUCGCAUUUAGUUGGUCCAAAAAUAGAUCUUCUUUUUAACACUUUUUUUCUACUGAGACCUUUUCUUUUUUUUUACUUUUAUCGCUAUCCGACACAGAGCCCCUCCUGGACCUUUUUUUAUAGCAAUGCUCUCCUGUGUGUGUGCGUGUGCGUGUGCGUGGACAAGCUAAUCCGCGGCAUCAGCUAACGGCGAGUACAAAUGAAGCGACCAAAAUAUAUUUAUUGAUGGUGUUGGUUGUGGAGCCGGCCCGUCACGAUCUGCUUCUCUUAUUUUGGGUCCCUUGCGUUCGCCCAAGUCUCCAUCGCCACACGGACGUUACAUAGAUGGCCACCAAACAGACGUGACGUCUCACUCUGCACGCCAGCGGAGCGCCAUCCAGCGUUGCGUUAGGAGGUCAUGAGAAGAGCGUGUGGUGUCGCCAAAGGGGACGUUUCCUCGAGAGGAAGUGGGCUGUGGGGGCGGGGGGCUUAAACACUCGCCAUCUCUGCUGAGGGAAAAUGAGGGCAGCCCAAAAGAUGAUGUCACUGCGCUGGAAUUAGCAUCGCUGCAGGGAAGGCACCGGGAAAGGUCACUCGGGGGUCGUGGCUGAGAGACUACGUGUCUGUCGGGUUUGUGCAUCGUGAGAUGUUUGAUGAUGAUGAUGAUGAUGAUGAUGGCCGUGGUGGUUUAUCAUGACUUCUGCAGCCGCAGCACAAGAGAGGAAGAGUAGGAGGGAGGGGGAGUUGAUAGGAAAAGCAGGCCGUCAGUCAUGGAGAGGAGAAUGGAUUCCCGCGUAGAGCAUCUGGAAUUGUGCUGCUCGUGUUCCUUUGGGCGGGGAAGGGAAGGAGCCUCCGUGUUCCCAGGUGUGCGUCCCGAUGAGCGAUGACUGGCAACAGCAGAGUCGGCUCCCCUCUCCCCCGUGCAGAUUUACGGCCAUUUUGGCUCCGUGUUCACAUUCCAGGAAGAAACGUCAGGAAAAAGGGUCUUCAUCCAACCGACAUCUCCCAGCUUGUCUGCCUUUUGCGUUGGUUUCUGUUCCGUCACUUACGUCUUGUGAAGCGUCCUCUCUGACGUCAUGUGACUAAAGCAGUGGAGGAUUUGGGAGAGACAUUUCAAUGUGCCUUCACAGCUUUCCUGUCAACCAAAGUUGUUUUCUUUUGUUUGGUUUUGGCCGUUUGGUUCAAGCGUUGCAUGUGAUGACUGUUUUUGUUUAAUUCCCAUGCAUAAAAUGGCCAUUUGCAGAUAUCGUGUGUAGUCUCAAGUGUCCUUACAUCGCAGUUCUAAUUUACGAGAAUGCCUACGUGUACACGUUCAAAACAGCCUGACUCGCUCAUGAGCACCUCAAGUGGAAAGAGGACCUUUUUUGUCUUCUGGUGUCUUGUGUUUCAUGUCUGACAGCCGCGUGGUCUCACACACACACACACACACACACACACACACACACACACGGCUCAUGUAAAUGUCUUUGACUUGAUAUUCAAAUACAAGUGCAAAAAUCUCCCCGCUUAGCAUUUGCAUAUAAGAGCCUAUCUUUUGUGUCUUUGCACCAGCCGAGGCCGCAUGAGCACAUCCUCGCCGCUGUACAGAACAAUCUGCUUGAAAACAAAAAGACUUUGGACGUCUCCCGGGACUAAUGUUCCAAACAAACGAACCAUGUUAACUUUGGUGCUUUUGUGCUGCUUUAUAACUCUUUAUUCCCCCACUGUUUUGUGAUUGAAGAAAACAGAUCCAUGCUGUGAAA
This is a messenger RNA of Doryrhamphus excisus (bluestripe pipefish), 3492 nucleotides long. NCBI's taxonomy places the organism in Eukaryota, Metazoa, Chordata, Actinopteri, Syngnathiformes, Syngnathidae. The record is from RefSeq and is a predicted model, not a curated record.